ACUGUUUAUUUUUUAGUGUCCUUAAGAGAGUAACUUGUAACAAAACAUUAUAUGUUAAUAUGGAACUCUUUUGAUACUGUGUAUGUACGAAUAAAAUGGAAUGUUUACAAAUUUUUAUACUUUGAUCUUGUAAAGAUCCUUCAAGGGUCGGUUCGGGAGAUGUAAUCUGUUACGGCGUACAUCUUAGCUCUUCAUUGCGGUAAAACUGCUGUAACAGUGUACAUGCGUUUAAGUAUGAGAGUUAUAUUUUUCCUAUCUUUUUUAAUGAGUUGUGGGUGUAGUGAUAUAAUAUAUAGGCUAAAUGACACAGAAUAUUCUAAAAUGCCGCCUGUCUUCCACUUGGAUGAUUAUGACGACUGUAUGAUAAACCCCCAAGGCUUGUACUGCUUUGUAGACGUCAAUUUGGUUUCCGACAGUCCCAAUGAAGUCUUAGUUAUGAUACAAAGAUAUUCGGCGCAAACAAAAAAACAUUUCAAUCACUCCCAACUUCAUCACGGUAAAUGUGUUACACAAAAAUGUAAAAAAUACAUACAAGAUCUAAAUGAAACCGAUUUGAUCAGCAACCAUCACCUCACGACUGCUCUGGAGGGAUGUUUCAAUGAAUCCCUAUGGCAGGACUAUAGACUCAAAACGAGAGUAUCACACGUAUUUUGCGUCGAUAACAAAAAGGAAGUUGUUUUUGACGCUGGCGAUAUAGCGUUGGGCGUAUUUAUAUUUAUUGUUCUGGCGCUAAACGUGAUUGGAAGUCUCUACGACGUCGUUUUGAUAAAAGGCAAUAAAAAUCAAGGAAUAAAGCCUUUGCUAUGUUUCUCCGUGCCACGUAAUUACAGAAUGCUUUUGUCUCAUCACAAAAAAUCUGAUGUGGUCCUUUCUGAACAACGCUUUGUUAUUUUCGAUGGUUUGAAAACCAUAACGAUGAUGUGCGUUAUUUAUUGUCAUUCACUCAUGAUGUUUGCUUUUGAACCUGAAAAUCCUCAUCAUAUCGAACAGCUUUAUGACAACAUUCUACAUUAUAUAUUCCUGAAUGGAUUCUUAGUUGUCCAGACAUUCUUCAUAAUAUCGGGAUGUCUCAUAUCUUAUAAACUGGAAUUGUACGCAGAGAAACAUAAAGUAAAAUGGAAUUUGAUACCAUUAGCGAUUUUAAUGACUUGGAUAAAACUAACUCCCUCCUACAUGAUUAUAUUAGCAAUUUCUACAACAUGGUUGAGGCACGCUGGAACCGGCCCUUUCUGGGAGAUAAGUGUUGCCAAAGAGGUGGAGGAUUGUCGACAGAAUGGUUGGACAAACCUAUUGUAUAUCAACAAUUAUAUGGUCAAUUCCCAAUGCCUUGGACAGUCAUGGUAUUUAGGGGCCGCCAUGCAGCUAAGUAUAGUAGGAUACAUUGUUUGCGUAUUACCAAACACCGUUAAGGUCAGGAACAUUGCGCUAACGAUUCUCUUCGUGAUUGGUGUUUUAACACCAGCAGUUCACACUUACUACCAAGACUUGGAUGCUGUUCUCAUGAUUACACCUGAAACAGCUCGAGUAUUUGAGGGGAACCCCACAUUUAAUUAUGUAUACAGAAUGGGUCACACAAACAUCACGAAUUUCAUCGUGGGCAUUGUUUUAGGAUAUUCCAUAUAUAGAUGGCAGAAAACCGGAGAAACAUUUCAAAGAUAUAAAAAACAUCGUUAUUUGCUUCUGUUGACUUUCCCAUCUAUUAUUGGAAUGAUGUUCAUUGGGAGCGUAUUUUACUUGGAUCAUCUUAACGCCCCGGUACUCGUCAAAGCUAUAUAUGCUGGUAUUGUUAAGCCAAUAUAUGGAAUCAUUAUGUCGGUACUAAUUAUAGCAGCCGUUUUUAAAUUAGAAAAUGUUUAUCGAGCUAUUUUCGAGUCGAGUAUUUGGAGGAUACCAGCAAAACUGACGUACUGUGCCUACAUAAUACACGUAACGAUAAUACGCGCUGUCGUCGGGAAUCGGACAACCUUGGCUACAUUUUCAAACAUAAAUAUGAUUGAAUUCUCAUUAGCAUGUAUAUCAUUGACAUUCAUAUUGUCAGUGCCGUUUUGGUUACUCAUAAAUACGCCUCUCACUCAGCUACUUAAGUCGUGUGUUAGUUGUUUGUUACAAAUGAAAGAGGCUCAUGGAACAGAAGAAGAUUCUAGAACGGAUAAGAACAGUGUUACUCUUGAAGUAAAGAAUGAAAUUCAAAAGGAAGUGGCUGAAAACGUUGCUUCGUAAAAACUUUGUCGUCAACAGUAAUUUUUUGCAGGUUGUGGAAAUGAAACAUGAUAUUUGUAAUAAAAGUUUUGAUUUA
Messenger RNA from Danaus plexippus (monarch butterfly), 2296 nucleotides. RefSeq names its product nose resistant to fluoxetine protein 6-like. The record is from RefSeq and is a predicted model, not a curated record. Gene Ontology annotation, molecular function: acyltransferase activity, transferring groups other than amino-acyl groups. Lineage: Eukaryota; Metazoa; Arthropoda; Insecta; Lepidoptera; Nymphalidae. The transcript has 13 exons. Bases 223 to 2220 code for a protein of 665 amino acids.